CGACGCUUCGGUGGCCCUUGUGUAAUGUGUUGGACCGCGUACACUCACUCGUCCCCAGCACCGUAUAUUAUCUAUCCAGCGUGGCCAUGAACCACCAACAGCGACCGUCGUUGGUGCUGGCACCAUCUGUGAAUACCACCACUGUAGUCACCACCACCACCACUACCACGACCUAUGCUCCCAUCCCACUGCCAGCUUUGCCCCCUCCAGCUGAGCCAAAGAAUCCAAAGGCUUAUCCUCUGCUACACGCCAACUUACCCCCAUCCCUCAGAAAGUUCACGCUUGUCUUUCCUGGCGGCUCACGAGCCACUUUCCAUGAUGGUGAAAACGGGGAAGAGGAAAUGCAAGAAGAGGAGCCGGUGGCGAGUGGGGUCGGUUGGAAAAUGCUUAAGCAGGACGAGUCGGGUGAAACGGGCAGGGUAGUCGGACUGGCAGAGGCAGUGGAACGCUUUGGAAGGAAGCGGUCACACGCAGCAGAGUCCAUGAUGGAGGGUGUAGAACCGACCUCGGAGAGAGACAUCCAUACGCCCCCACGUAAGAAGGCUAGAGCAACCCAUGUCCCUCCAAUUUCGACCAUAAAUGCGGCAGCACCACCUUCGCCUCUUCCAUCACCCCACGGCUCCCCUCCACCUCAGCAGAUAUGGCCCUCCGCUCCGCCAAGUGGGCUUUCCUCACCGCAAUCACAACCUCCCCUUCAACCGGAUCUAUCCCUUACCACCCUUCUUACCCUCCCUUCUCUGUUGACUCAUUUCACAAAUCUUCCACAGCCCCUUCAAGCUCAUUUUCUCCUCACGCUCAUUCGACAUUCCCCACUACCAGUCCUUCGUGUGCUUCACUCCGUAUUAACUCCAACUCUGGCGCGGGACUUUUUAACACUCCUCCCCCCAGAACUCGUUUCUCACAUCCUCAGCUAUCUUCCAUACUCUACCCUUGCCCGUGCCUCUAGAGUAUCCAAAGCAUGGCGCGCUAUCAUAGAUUCCGACCCUGUCCUUUGGAGAGACCUCAUGAAGAAUACAAAAACCUGGUUUGGAGGCGACAGCGAACAAGCCUUCGCGCGUUCAGUCUACGCUCGUCGCAAGCUCGAGAUUCCAAAGAUGGCGCUUCCCCUCCCUCAUCCCUACAAGCUCCUCUUCAAGUCUAGGCAUCUAACUCGGAAACGCUGGGUAACUAACGAAAAUCCAAAGCACCUGUCAUUCCCUGCUCAUGGUACCUCUGUCGUCACUUGUCUCAUAUUGUCACAUGGCCGUAUUAUAUCCGCAUCAGAUGAUCAUUCCAUCCACGUCUACUCUCCUGAAACUGGGGAAUUGUUGCAGUCGUUAGAAGGCCACGAGGGUGGCGUCUGGGCCCUCGCCGCUAGCAGGGACAUCCUCGUCAGUGGCUCAACGGACCGCACUGUACGUAUUUGGAACCUCAACACCGGUCGCUGCACGCAUGUGUUUGCUGGCCACACUAGCACUGUUCGCUGGGAAGGGGGUGUCGUCACGAGACAGAAGUGGCCGAAGCGAUCUCUCAUUGUCACUGGUAGCCGUGAUCAUUCUCUACGAGUUUGGACCUUGCCACGUAAGGGUGAACCCGAGUACCGAUGGUCAGGUGCAGACGAUGGAGACGCAGAACUGACUGAGGAGGACGUCGAGGAGAAUCCGUAUCACAAAUUACACCUUGAAGGCCACGAUCAUGCUGUUCGUGCACUAGCUGCACGAGGACGCACGCUCGUCUCGGGUAGCUAUGACUGUACCGUACGAGUAUGGGACAUCUUUACCGGGGAAUGCAAAUGGGUGCUAGUGGGGCACACCCAAAAAGUAUAUAGUGUGGUUUUGGACCUUCACCGCAACAUUGCUUGCUCUGGAUCAAUGGACAGUACUGUACGUGUCUGGAACCUCGGCAACGGCCAGUGUCAGCAGACACUGACUGGGCAUACAUCCCUUGUUGGAUUACUUGGCCUAUCUCCCUCUUAUUUGCUCCGCCAUACUCUUGCGGCCCACACAGGGGCUAUAACGUGUUUCCAACAUGACGAGUUUAAAGUACUCAGCGGCUCUGACGGAACCUUGAAGAUGUGGAACAUCCGUGAAGGAACGGUUGCCAAGGAUUUGCUUACUGGUGUGAAUGGGGUCUGGCAAGUUGUAUUCGAAGGUCGGUGUUGUGUUGCAGCAAGCAAUCGUAACAAUGCGACCAUGCUGGACGUUUGGGACUUUGGGACAGAUGAGGACGACCAUUGGGUCGGUGAGCCGCCGGGGGGUAUUUAUGACGAUGAGACGGAUGAAGAAGACGAGGCGGAGGAGCAGGCAGACGUGGACGCGAUGGACCAGGAUCUCCAAGUGGACCCGUCAGAGGGCUCUGCAGAGCCCGAGGGUAUGCAAGAAGGUUCAAGAAGUUUCGGUGUCGUUGACGAUAUCGAUCGUUUCCGCGGACCUUCAGACACAGAGGAUGAGCCCAUGGAUCGAGUGGAUGGAGCUGAGGGCUCCAAGAGUGGAAGUAGUUCCUCGACCCGAGCUGGCACCCACCAGCUGCGGAAUAGGACGAUGCCGACGGGUAGUCUACUUAGGCGAAGCAAUCUCCCGUUGAUGGACGGUAUACCCACACGCCUACCUACGCAAGAAACCCCUACUCGACCUAGAGUGAGGCCAACGACGAGAAACGGUGGCAGACGUUGACCUUGAUUGUUGUAAUUCUACCAACUUUGGACUUUCUCUACUAGUAGUAAGAUGUAACCAUAACCCCUCUGUUAGAUAAUGCAAGCGUGGG
Pisolithus orientalis is the source of this 2742-nucleotide messenger RNA. Its product is annotated as WD40 repeat-like protein. Gene Ontology annotation, molecular function: protein binding. Bases 87 to 2651 code for a protein of 854 amino acids. The record is from RefSeq and is a predicted model, not a curated record. NCBI's taxonomy places the organism in Eukaryota, Fungi, Basidiomycota, Agaricomycetes, Boletales, Pisolithaceae. The transcript is spliced from 6 exons.